Molecule: messenger RNA, 5087 nt
Organism: Dicentrarchus labrax (European seabass)
Lineage: Eukaryota; Metazoa; Chordata; Actinopteri; Moronidae
Product: rho GTPase-activating protein 12
Exons: 19
Coding region: 298-2973 (891 amino acids)
Biological process (GO): regulation of GTPase activity; signal transduction
Cellular component (GO): cytoplasm
Molecular function (GO): protein binding
Source: RefSeq, a predicted model, not a curated record
AAGUUGAGAGAGAGAGAGAGGCGGUGAGGUCCGCGGGAGCGAGCGCCGCUGUGGAUUACACCGGCCGGGGGAACAACAGGAGAGACGGGAGCGCCGCUGCCGGACGAGGGGAAGAAGUAGUUUCACACGGUGGUCGCUCGAAAAAAGUUUACGGGACUUUUAACCCUCGUUCAGUUUGAGUAGUAGUGGAGAGUGUCUGCUGUUGUCUCCGAGUGGAGGAGCUCUGCUCAGGAAGCCAUGCUAAUAAACAUCUGUCUCUUGCGGUGAGCUGCUGCCUCGAGGACAGUCGGAGGCAUCAUGGCGGAGCUGCCUAUUGCCCCAGGCCAGGUCUACAUCGAGGUGGAGUACGACUAUGAAUACAAGGCCAAGGACCGCUUCAUCGCCAUCCGCCAGGGAGAAUGCUACAUGCUGGUCAAGAAAACCAACGAGGACUGGUGGCAGGUUCGGAAGGAAGAGGGGACUAAAGCUUUCUACGUACCUGCCCAGUAUGUCCGCGAAGUCCGCAAAGCCCUGAUGCCACCUCCUAAACCUCUCCCACAUCCUCCUGCUGCCACUGGCAACACACCUCCACACAGCAGCGGUGCUCUUUGGGUAAAGCCAACCAGUCUGGAGCUGAGUCCCCACGGCAGGUCCACUGAGAACCUCCACAGAAAAGAGUCCAACUAUCGGCGCUCUCCCUCCGCACAAACUGCCUCUUCUGGGCACUUCAGUCCGCCCAGUCAGCGCCGGGACAGCAACCACCAUCACCCCCCUACCACUCCCACCGACCACGAGCGAGCUUUUGCCGACAUCCUCGUCCAGGGUGGCGGCCCCCAGCCCGACCACAAAGGAAGGUCCAGCACUCUACCCCGCUCCCGAGCUCGAUCCCCUGAGCUGGUCAGAGCCCCGCUGGACGUGGACAGCACCCAACACUGUGACUCUGCGGGCGAAGAGAGACGCACCAACGACUCGGAGUCAGGAGACGAACUGAGCAGCAGUUCAACCGAACAUCUCCAGACGGUAUCUUCAUCAGGCCAGGGCCGCUCCGAGUCCCCCGUCUACACCAACCUCCAGGAACUGAAGAUCACCCAGACCAACCUGCCGCCUUACCCCUCCGGCUCCCCCGUCCACGUGCUAGGCGACUGGGAGACCUACAAAGACCAGAACGGCAGGCACUUCUACUACAACCGCUCCACCCAGGAGAGGACCUGGAAGCCGCCCCGAGCCAGGGACACCAGCACCAGAGGAGAAAACCACAGUGCAGGAGAAAGCUCUGAGACCACUCCUCUCUCGCUCUCGCCGUCUUUCCUUCCCUUCCUCUCGCUCUCCAUCGGUCGACUCCAGCCUCUGUCAUCCGAGGACACCUGCUUCAGCACCUACUCUAGCCAGUCAGACAGUCAGUAUGGCUCGCCACCGCGUGGUUGGUCGGAGGAGAUGGACGAGCACGGCCACACGCUGUACGUCAGCGACUAUACCAAUGAGAAGUGGUUGAAGCACGUGGAUGAGCAGGGCAGACCGUAUUACUACAGUGCAGAUGGUUCAAGGUCAGAAUGGGAGCUGCCAAAGUACAACAUCUCCCCUCCACAGCCAUCUGGAGACGCACCAAAGAGUCGCAGUUUGGACAGGAAACACGUGGAGCCCAUCGUCCUGACCAAGUGGAGACACAGCGCCUAUGUCCCAGACCCCAACGACAAGCGGCUGUUAAAAACCAGGCGUUUCCGCUCAGGCUCCGCCCGCAUACACCCGUACAAACACCAAGAUGCUCCUCUGGGUCAAAAGCCCCCCUCUCCUGACUCUGACUCCUGCCCUUCGUCUCCCAAGCCCCCCACCUCUCCGUCCGAAAAGUGCGGAGUUCUGAAUGUGACAAAGAUCACUGAACACGGCAAGAAAGUGAGGAAGAACUGGACUUCCUCCUGGACCGUACUCCAAGGAUCCACGUUGUUAUUUGCCAAAGGCCAAGGAGGCGGGACCAGCUGGUUUGGAGGCGGUCAGUCCAAACCAGAGUUCACCGUGGAUCUGAGGGGCGGCUCGGUGGAUUGGGCUUCCAAGGACAAGUCCAGCAAGAAACACGUUAUAGAGGUGAAGACUCGACAGGGCACGGAGCUGCUGAUCCAGUCAGAAAACGACGUCCUGAUCAAUGACUGGUACCGAGCGCUGCAGGACACCAUCAGCACCCAUGCCUGGGAGUCUGAUGAGGCCAUUGAAGAGGACAUGCCGGAGUCGCCUGGUGCAGAGAAACACGACAAAGAGAAAGAGCACAGAGACUCAAAGAAAGGCAGAGCCAUGAAGACCUCCACCAGCAUGGACGGCUCCGACAACAAGAAGACCAGACACAAGCUGAAGAAGUUCCUGACCCGCCGCCCGACCCUGCAGUCCGUCAGAGACAAAGGAUACAUCAAAGAUCAGGUGUUCGGCUGCAGUCUGUCCAGUUUGUGUCACAGGGAGAACACCACGGUGCCGAUUUUCGUCAGGAUGUGCAUCGACCACGUGGAGAACGACGGUCUGUGUAUAGACGGGCUGUACAGGGUUAGUGGGAACCUGGCUGUCAUACAAAAACUUCGCUUUGCUGUCAAUCACGAUGAGAAGGUGAACCUGGCAGACGGGAAGUGGGAGGACAUCCAUGUGACCACUGGAGCUUUAAAGAUGUACUUCAGGGAGCUGCCGGAGCCUCUCUUCACCUACGCUUUCUUCCAUGACUUUGUCAGCGGCAUCAAGAUUCCAGACUACAAGCAUCGAGUUCAGUCCAUCAAAGACCUGGUCAGACAGCUGCCGAAGCCCAACCACGACACCAUGCAGGCUCUCUUCAAACACCUCAGGAAGGUGAUCGACCACGGUGAGGAAAACCGUAUGACCACCCAGAGCGUGGCCAUCGUGUUCGGCCCAACGCUGCUGCGACCUGAAACAGAGACCUGGAACAUGGCGGUCCACAUGGUCUACCAGAACCAGAUAGUGGAGCUAAUACUGCUGGAGUACGAGAACAUUUUCGGCAGGUAGAAAGAGACGCCGGAGGAUGAGGCCUCUUUGUUUUUGUUCUCUCCCGACGCAGAGCUCUUCCUAUCCCAGCAUGGCCCUGCCAAAAACAGCCCGGCCCCGGCUUGGUUCAGCCUGGCCCAGCGCGGCCCGGGGGCAGCUUCUCUUCAUCUCAAACCAACCUGCGGUCACUGGCUUCUCCAAUCUCGCAACCUCCGGACCAAAAGCCACGCAAAUAUGAACCAAAACAUAGAUGUAACGAAACUAGCGACCAAAAAAGUUUUAGACUCUUUGCACUUUUCAGUAUCUCAUUUUCUUCUGCAGCUGCGUUUGUGCCACUUUACUGCAAAGGUGACGCCCUCCUGUCCCGACACUGGAUUCCUAAAACUAAUACAUGGGCCAAACAAGCCUCUAAACACUGCACAGACUGACUGAGAGCCUCAGUAGCCUCGAUCACAGAGGAGGCGUUAGUAUUGGAGGUUGGAAGCGGAGGUGCAACCAUGUAUGUACUGUACUGUAUAUUCUAUGAUCUGUAUAGACCGCGCUGGGGAACCGACAGAAGAAACCAAACUGCUUGGCUUUAGACGUUUAGACACUAAGAGGAGAAAGAGAGUUAGAACAAGGAGAAGAAGGGACGAUAUAGAGGUCUUUCAUUUAGGAGCUAUAUGUCGUUAAAGAACAAUUUCUGCCCUUUCCGUGUUGUUCUAUCUUUCACUUUAUUUUAAAUGUUUUGUUCCUCUUCUACCUCUUUCUAUCUCUCUCUUAGUUAGGGCUUGUGUCCACAUAGUGGUUUUUUUUUUACAAGUGCGUAUGAGGCAGCGUGGGGCCGCCUAGAGGAAAAAGCGCUUCCAGAGAGAAAGAAAGAAAACUUCACCGAUUACUGAUAUAUCGGCCGUUACGGUGAAUUUUUUAGCUGAAAUGAAAAUGGUCUGAUAUUGCAUCGAUAUGACUCUGCAAAGAUACUCUGAACGCUGCUUUCUCAAACAAAUAACUUUCAAAAUAUUCUUUAACAUAUAGACUGCACUGAACCAAUGAACACUGGGAAGGUAAAGAAUAAAUAAAAAUAUAAUACAUUUUAUUUUUUUAUUUGCAUUAUAAACAAUAAAAAAAUCUGUUUUCAUAUCAGUGCAUAUUGGAUGACAUACACACUAUCAGUAUACGGUACCAAGAUGUCUGCGAUAGGCAAACUCUGCUGAGAGUUCUCUACUAUGUUUUGCUGUCAUUUAGCUUUUCACUACUGCUUGUUAAACCCUGGGCCGGGCUAUCACACACACACACACACACACACACACACACACACACACACACACACACACACACACAGCAGACGGUGAACCGGAUGAAGUGAGGAGAGUUAAUGACAACUUGAGUAAAACGUAGAAAAAGAAGAAAAGCGAUAUUUGUCCACAGUUGUUGCUUUGCACGACCGCAGAACGUUUGUUAAGCUAAUAGCGAAUUGUUCGAAAUCGCCUUGAUAUUGACAUAAAAACAAAAAGCGCCUCAUCCUUUCUCUCCCCAGCCCUGCCAGCAUUUAAAUAAACGCUAUAUACACACAAGCCCUGAAUCUAUUUCUCCUUCUUUUUUUUUACCUUUCUGAAAUCCUGGACUGGGGUCCUCUGAACACAUAAGAGGUUAUUAUCACGCUGUAAUAUAUACAUAUAUAUCUGCACGCCACCUUUCUCCAUUUGGCUUUACGAACAAAUCAUCUAGCAGCAGUCAGAACAUGAACUUACAAAAAAACAAACAUCGGUACUCAGCUGUGUCUUUCCUCGACUCAUGGAUAUGAAAUGUUCAGGCAAACAGCCUUUUAACAUGACUCCAUUGAUACAUCUGUACAGUGUUUAUGUGUGUGCAUGCGUAUGUGGGGAGGGGGUGGACGGAUGAAUGGAUUUAAUGACAUUAUAUUGUACAAAUAGUAAAUAUAAGUACGUAUGCCUUGAGUGUUAAACAUGUGGGAGAAAUCACUAUUUUGUGAUCAUUGUGUAACCAACAGCUGGGAGGAAUAAAGCUAUGGACUGGGGAUGUGGAGGUUUACCUGUGUGUCAGGUAAAUGGAAGAUUGUGAAUGUAACUUUGGAGAGAAACUGUUGGCUGUAUCAAACUGGAAUAAAGACCUCUAAUGAGAGAUAUUCCAAAGGA